Gigantopelta aegis is the source of this 1628-nucleotide messenger RNA. Its product is annotated as tetratricopeptide repeat protein 33-like. NCBI's taxonomy places the organism in Eukaryota, Metazoa, Mollusca, Gastropoda, Neomphalida, Peltospiridae. The transcript is spliced from 5 exons. Bases 178 to 912 code for a protein of 244 amino acids. The record is from RefSeq and is a predicted model, not a curated record. Gene Ontology annotation, molecular function: protein binding.
UCGUGACACUUAAUGCUAUUUCUCUUAUAAUUUCUCACACUUCAGGCGUUUACUGUUGAUGGUUAUAUUUAAAAUGAUUUAAUAGCAUAGUUUGCAUUUGUUAGAUUUCUUCUUUCAGCCAGUGCACCACGACUGGUAUAUCAAAGGCCGUUGUAUGAUGAUGCAUGAACAGCCAGAAUGACAUCCUUUGGGUGGAAAAAGAAGACUGGAGCAAAGAUCUCCAAGGUGACGGCUGCUGCGUUUGAAAGAGAUGCCAAGGAUGACAACCGUCUUGAUGAUGACAUUGACUGGAUCACCAUGGCGCCCAGGAGGAAAGCUGUAAUCUCGCUGGAAGAUGCUGCUGGGAAAAGCCAGAGACUUAAAACAGAAGGGACUGUUCUAGCUCAGGCUGAAAGGUUUUGGGAAGCAAUCAAGAAGUGGGAUGAAGCAUUGCACUUAACACCUAAAGAAGAAAAACUCUAUGAAAUGAAAGCACAGGCUCUGCUGAUACUGGGUGAACUGUUCCCAGCUGUGCAGGUGGCAAGGAAGGCUGUAGAGAUGAACCCCCGGUGGUGGGUGGCACACCAGACCCUAGGGCGAGCCCAGCUUAGUCUGGGAGAGGUUCAGCUUGCCAUUCACAGUUUUUCAACAGCAGUUCACCUGAACCCUUCAGAUGAGGAACUGUGGCAGGAAGACUUUUUGUGGGCCGUUUCAGUACUGAACCAAAGUUCAAGCAAGUCCCAGGAGGAUGUUCAAAAUACGUCUGCUGGUUCGAGUGUCACCAUUACUGAGAUUACUGAUACUGAAGUCUCAGUGGAGGAAAACACAACAAAACAAAUCGGUGUCAAGACAGAUGAAAAUAAACACAAAACAAAGAUGAAGUCCACUCUUGUGACAGCAGUACCAGGAAAUUAUGUAAAAAUGAGAAAUUAAAUAUCGGUAUGGAUGUACAUUGGUGUGAAUGAAGUUUUUGUCUGGAAGUCAAAGGUCACAAUAAUUAGAGAAGAUUAUGUAAAAAUUAUUAAAUAAGUCUGAAAGUCAUGUGCAGUGUAGAUAAUAAGUACAUAUGAAGGUAUUUUUAAAAACAUUUUGUUCAAAUUUGUGUGUACGCCAAGUAUAAAGUAUGUUUAGUCCGAGUAAAAACAACAAAAAUCUAUUGUGUUUUUGUUAAUUGUUUUGAAUUAUUUCAUGGUAACCUAUCCAUUAUUACAUAGACGUUAGAAGUAACAAAUUGCCAAUUUCACUGGCAUAGUGGUUAAGCCAUCAGUCUUAAGACAGGUAGGUCCUGGGUUCACACCCCAGUACCAGCUCCAUCCUAGUGUGAAUUUUUUGGCUCGAAUGCAGUGGAGCCACUAACUGGACAUCUCUCUGACAAACCACUGGACUUUGUCCUGAACAGACAGUUCAGAUAGCUGUACAUAUAUGCAGGACAGAAUGCUUGAACUUCUUUUGAAAAUACGGGUAAUAAUUAAAAUGAAUGUUCAAAAGGUAACUGUAAAUGAUAUAGAGUUGUGUCCCUUCAGUUUGACAAAAUAUUUGUUUAAUAACAUCUUUUUAAAAGUACAAUAUAUAUGUUUUAAUGUUGCUGGCUAAAAGGCUGUUGUCCAUGGUGCAACGUGUUAUAGAACAUUAUAAUCUUUGGAAUGUGA